AUGUUGUUCUAUUUGCAAAGUACAGACCCAAACGAAUACGGGACAGUAAAGCUACAAACAAACUUAGGUCUACAGAAUGAGGCGCUUGCAUUCAGAAUGGUUGACUUCAAUACUAUCGCUUCAUUCGUUAUAACAGAUGAAACAGAUUUCAUGGAGAUUGAAAUAGAUGGAAAGAAGCACAAAAUAAGAUUUCACAAUAAUGUAGAAUAUAAGAUGGAAACAUUAGCUGGAGUGUUAAAUGCUCUCAUAAAUACUACAAUAAACAAGGAUAACGAAGAAAACUUAAUGAAUGUUAAACUUAUUGCAGGAGUUUUGAAGUUCAGUUAUGCGAAGGAGUUUAAGAUACCAAGAAUGAGUCAUAGAGUACAACUUCUUUUGGGAGCAUACCAUAUGACAUUUCCUUUGAAAAGUGUUGACAAAACGAUUGAGAUGAAAUCUGUUCCAUACGUAUGUUAUGGCAAUUGUUUGUACAUUGAGUCAAAAAUAGCUAAUGUCACAGGUAUUUCAGGAGUUAAUAGUAAAGGUUCAGUAGAAUAUAAAUCCUUCUGUUAUGCAGUCAAUUCAAUGUUCAUUCCAAACGUUCCUGUCACAGCAACUCAUUUAGGUAA
Molecule: messenger RNA, 608 nt
Organism: Trichomonas vaginalis G3
Lineage: Eukaryota; Parabasalia; Trichomonadida; Trichomonadidae
Exons: 1
Source: RefSeq, a predicted model, not a curated record